AUGGGAUAUUCUAAUACUAAAAUUGAGGAACCUUUUAGUAAAAAAUUGAGAUCUAAAGCAAUUAUUAACUUUAAUAAACUAAAUAUCAAAACAAUGGAACUAUAGAUAAAUAAGGAACGGCACUUUUAUGGUAUUAAACUCUUUUAAAUCAUUAGGAAAUCUAACUAUGCUAAACUAAAUACUGAAGCAUUAUUUGAAGUUUUGGAUUUUGAUUAAACUGAAGAUAUUACUGAAUGGAUGGCUUUUUUGGAUAUUGUUAAACAAAAUGGUUAUUCUGAAGAAAUAUCAAGUUUUACGUAGUCAAUCUAUUAUUAUUUCUUAGUUAGAUGAAUUAAGGGAAGGUAAGGCUUGGGUAUAAUUUAAAAGAGUUGACAGAUUUAUUAAAAUUGAUGAGUAAUAAAGAGGAUCAAGAGUUAAAUCAAUUAUCUAAGAAGAAAAGAAGAGGCUUUCAGUAUUCUAACCAGCGCGAUUACAAAAAUGUAAAAAAUGCAUACUGAAGGAUAAGAGUUAUUUUAAGAGCAAGAACAAUAAUAAUGAUUAUAUCAAUACUUAUCAGAAGAUUUUACUAUAAAUAUUACAGUUUUUAUUUUUGUAAAUUAGUUGCAAAUUGAAAUAUAUUUAUACAUUUGUAUUCAUAUUUUAAAUCAAAGUUUCAAAUAUGCCAAAUAAAAUUUGA
Messenger RNA from Paramecium primaurelia, 676 nucleotides. Lineage: Eukaryota; Ciliophora; Oligohymenophorea; Peniculida; Parameciidae. The record is from the annotation of a GenBank genome assembly.